CUCACUAUGAAUCUGCUGUGUUUAAUGGCUGUUUGUAUAGCUACUGCUGAUGUUUUUGCUGGAGCGGAUCCUAAACUUGAUGGUCAGUGGGAUUCUUGGAAAAAUGGCCAUAGUAAAACUUACCCUAAGGGUGAAGAAGAACACAGGCGAAGUGUGUGGGAGGAGAACCUUAAGAAGAUUAAUCAGCACAAUGAAGAGGAAUCUAUGGGAAAACAAACUUACAGGCUUGGAAUGAAUCAGUUUGGAGACAUGACCAGUGAUGAGUUCACACAGCUGAUGAAUGGAUAUAACAGUGGGUCUGCCUUAAAAACAUUAAUGUACACUUCCAACUCGGAAACCUUUGUUACUGCAGUGUUACCUGGCAAAGUUGACUGGCGUCUCACUGGUUUCGUAACUCCAGUGAAGGACCAGGGCCAGUGUGGUUCUUGCUGGGCAUUCAGUGCUACUGGAUCUCUGGAGGGGCAACAUUACAAGAAAACUGGCAUGCUGGUGUCACUAAGUGAGCAGAACCUCAUCGACUGUUCUUGGCCUCAGGGGAACAAGGGCUGCAGUGGAGGUUCAAUGGCUAGGGCUUACCUGUAUGUCAAGAGUAAUGGUGGUAUUGACCCUGAAUCCUCCUAUCCAUACACUGGUAUGGAUGGACAGCCGUGCCAGUAUGAUGCUCAGUACAAUGUUACCAACUGUCUGGGCUAUAUUUCUAUUAAAAGUGGAGAUGAAAAAGCUCUGAAGACUGCUGUUGCAUUAAAUGGACCAAUCUCUGUAGCUAUGGAUGCAAACCACUUUUCCUUCCAGUUCUAUAGUUCAGGAAUUUAUAAUGAAAUUCAAUGCAGCAGUACAAAACUGAACCAUGGUGUUUUGGUUACUGGUUACGGAUACAGCGGGCAAACAGAAACUAAGCAGAAUAAAUACUGGAUUGUUAAAAACAGUUGGAGUACAAGCUGGGGUAUGCAAGGAUAUUUUUAUUUGGCAAGGGACCAACAAAACCAAUGUGGAAUUGCCACAGCAGCUCUCUACCCUCUGGUAUAAUGUCUGCAGCAGUUGGGAGUUCUCAUCUGGAAAGCAAAAUGCGGAAGUAAUAUGUCGUGAAGACUUCCACAAUGAAUUUGGAGCAAGAGGACUUCAAUAAAAGUUUUAAUUACAGAAUUAGCAAUUUUCUUAAAAGUUAAUAACUUUGGGACAGCCAAUGAGGGCAUCAGAUGCCUGGCUAAUUGAUUCUGCGUUGCACCAUGAACGUUAAGCUACAUCUUUAGUUCAUUUUCCAAUAAGAUGUUUGUAAAGCCAAUGCCAUCUGCAGCUGCCUGACUAAACAAUUAUGUGUUAUACGAUGCAUGUAAAUUAUUUUGAAUUAAAACGUUGUGAAAAGGGUUAGGGACACUUUCUUAAAUCACAUUUU
Messenger RNA from Protopterus annectens (West African lungfish), 1393 nucleotides. RefSeq names its product procathepsin L-like. Gene Ontology annotation, biological process: immune response. Bases 7 to 1026 code for a protein of 339 amino acids. Gene Ontology annotation, cellular component: lysosome. The record is from RefSeq and is a predicted model, not a curated record. Gene Ontology annotation, molecular function: cysteine-type endopeptidase activity. Lineage: Eukaryota; Metazoa; Chordata; Ceratodontiformes; Protopteridae. The transcript has 7 exons.